Molecule: messenger RNA, 2598 nt
Organism: Trichosporon asahii var. asahii CBS 2479
Lineage: Eukaryota; Fungi; Basidiomycota; Tremellomycetes; Trichosporonales; Trichosporonaceae
Exons: 6
Coding region: 1-2598 (865 amino acids)
Biological process (GO): cytoplasmic microtubule organization; meiotic cell cycle; microtubule nucleation
Cellular component (GO): centrosome; gamma-tubulin complex; equatorial microtubule organizing center
Molecular function (GO): microtubule minus-end binding; gamma-tubulin binding
Source: RefSeq, a predicted model, not a curated record
AUGGACGCGGAGACGCAAAGCCUGGAAGGGCUUGCGCAACAACUAGUUGUCCGCCUGAGAGGCGAGCAAGCCCCGACCGGUACUGCUCGCCGCGUACUUGCUCGGAUAAAGAACGACACUGGUACAACCUCGCGACAGGAAUGGCCAGAAGUCCGCGCUAAGCUGAAGGGACUGAUCAAAACGUCGCGCAUCAAAGUAGACGAUGACAUAGCCGACGCGUACGAGAAGGCACUCUCAAGCCUCGAGGAACAUCGACGGAUAGGAGGAACGGCAUGGGACGAGAGCUUACCGGUCAACGCCAGUAACCUUCCGCAACACGUCCAAUUUCUUGUAAGCUUAAGCACCAAAUGCCCGCUGAAUUCCCAGAUCGGAAUGUCUCGUCCUACUUCGGACAGGACCAGAGAAAUAGCUGCAGCCUACCUCAUCCGACCAGCUCGUCUACCCAAGUCCGAACUCCGAUUAUACCGGGAUAUCAUGUCUGAGCCGUUUACCGGUGAACAUUGGGGCCCGGGGUGGGACGAAGAAGUACACGAAGGGUGGACCGACAGCGAGGACUCAGCCUCCGUGACCUCGAGUGAGGAUGAGGUCGUAACGCCUCUCCCGGUCCAGCCACGAUACAAGAGCUCAGCAGAGCUCGCUAGAGAGGCGGAGGCCAGAAAGAGGGAAGAGGAGCAACAACGGCUGUUGGUGUCCAAACUAGCUCUUCGUGAGUUGGACCAGGGGGCCUAUUGGAAGUCGGGUGUGCCGACCUUGGCGUCGCCUGCCCUUUCUCAGGCUCCUAGACGAGCCAUUUCGGCCAGCCAGUUCCAGCCCGACCAUCCGGAUGUCGAGGCAUUCUCCCCAGUCGCGCUUCAUGCUCUGCUCCGCGAGUUUGCGUUGCAAGCGAUCAAGACCGCGCGACUCCGCGCUUUCAUUUCGGAAACACUCUCCAUUGCGCAUCCGUCGAAUCCUCAUCAGCCGUCGCGGACGUCGGAAACCCGUGAGGCGUUCGCCGAAGCGUGUCGCACAGUGCUCCAUGAGAUAGGCAUGUGGGUGGCAGACGCAGAAGCAGGAUUCCUUGGGGCUGAGCCAGUGUCGAGUACGUCGACACCGCUCCAACUGUCUCAUGACUUCACCAAGAGGUUCGGCGAGCUUAUGGAGCAUCUGCGAGACUUCAUUCACUUUGCAUCCUCAGCUAAUGGCCUUUUGGAUGCCAUUUUCAGUGCCAUUGUCUCUCCGACGACCGGGUCCGUGCGUUCUGCUUUGAUCAAGCUGUUCAUCCAGACCGCAACCCCAAUGUGGCGUUUGCUCGGCGAUUGGAUCAUGCUUGGGAUGCCCGUGCCGACAAGCCUCCUCACCUGUGACGUUGACUUGGCCCUGCAAGAAGCCGACGACGAACGUCUGCUCAGCCCCGAAUUCUUCAUUCAGCGUGACAGAGAUUCGGCAUGGUCCGAUGAAGACUUCUGGGAAGUCGGGUACGUCAUUCCAGACCACGGUUGGCCGCAGUGGCUUGAGGGCGCGCAGGAAACGGUGAUGGAAGGAGGCAAGGCAAGAGGUCUGUUAUUGAGCUUGACCCGGGAUGCCAAGACGAUGGGUAACUGGGCUGAUCUUGCAACUAUCAUCAGCCCGGACACACAGGACAUUAGCCACACUCUUGUUUCCUAUGUGGAACCGUUCUGCAACCAGUCUCAGACGUUACUGUCGGAGAUUCUGGGUCGAGACUGCGCUUUGCAGGGACACCUCCGAGCGAUCGAUGGCCUGACCUUGAUGCAGGCACCCGUCGUCAUCGAGCAGUGGGCAGAAUGGCUCUUCAGCGCUAUGAAGAACGGCAAGCCAUGGGCUGACUUUCAACUUCUCACGUACUCGCUGCGCGACGCUAUCGAACAGCAAGGAGCGACCUGGAUGAACGCUCCUGCCGUGCGGGCUCGCGCUGUCCGUGGCCAUGGACGUGCAACACUUGGUGACAUCCGAGUCGAUUAUUUGGUCCCCUUCCCUCUGUCACAGCUAUUCACACCGACCUCGAUGGACAUGCGCUCCGAAGUUUUCACCUUCCUGCUCAGGUUGCUCCGAGGGAAAAAGCAACUACUGGAAGCUCGACAGCUCGCCGAAGCACAGGCUGGAGGACGGAAAGAUGAGCUGCGCAUGAUGCGCAGGCUACGGCACGCGCUGUCUUGGGUUCUGGAAAAGACAUCGACAAGCUCUGAACGAGAAUACGUCUUUCCAGCGUCUCAUAAAUCUCGAACUGGAACAACCUCAACCACUUUGGAAACUAUCGAGGCUCUUCUUGACUUGGCCAAGAAUCUGCGCCACGUCGCAGGAUCAACGUUCGGUGUAGCGCAAGCCGCCCCUCCCGUUCCCUGCCGCCGUAGGCGGCCCACCCUCGAUUCGGACGACUCCGAUGACGAAAUUGCGGAGGUGAAAGAAGCUUCGGUGUCUGCUCAUCCGGAUGCGGGGAUGGCGACUCUUGAGAAGAUGAGAGAGGAGCUCAAUUAUCAAGUAAGAGCAUUCACUCGUGAGAUAGACAAACUUGCCAGCGAGGGUGGCAUAGAGGCUGCGGAUGAUCGCUUCACGUGGGGGAUGCUCUCAUUUUCCCUCUCGGACUGGAGGGAGAUAAUGUGA